GCGACGCGACGCGGCGCGACGCGACGCGACACGGGACGCACGCACCGAGGAGACGCUUGCGUCAAACCACGUGACCGGCACGAGCGAGACACGCACAGAGAAAACUUUCAUUGAAUUAAACAUUGAUUUGAAUUUAUUUUUGGGCAAUAUUUUUGUUAGCGUACAAGUGUUAUUUUCCCCCAAAAACUUUUUCACCCCAAUUUUCUUUUUUUGGUUCCACGAGCGACAAGCACAACAACGUCCAAACUUUGCGGGAGGGGGAAAAAAACAAUCAAUUGCUUCUCUGCUUUUUUUUAUUUUAUUUUUUUAUUUUUUUGGGGGGGGGGGGGGGGGGGUGUUUCCCUCAACUUUCUGUCACUUUAGAAACUUUUUUUUAUUUGUUGAAUUUCAAAUUGUCGGCGCGCACCAUGGAGCUCGCUCCCCCCGCCUGCUUGUUCACCGCGCAGAGCGUCCCGCUGAGCCCGAGCGGCAAGCCCGUCUCCGCCAAGCGGCCCCGGUCGUCCUCCCCGGAGCUCCUCCGCUGCAAGCGCCGGCUGAACUUCGCCGCGUUCGGCUACUCGCUGCCCCCGCAGCAGCCUCACGCCGUGGCCCGGCGCAACGAGCGCGAGCGCAACCGGGUCAAGCUGGUCAACAACGGCUUCGCCACCCUCCGCGAGCACGUCCCCAACGGGGCGGCCAACAAGAAGAUGAGCAAGGUGGAGACCCUCCGCUCGGCCGUCGAGUACAUCCGCGCCCUGCAGCAGCUGCUGGACGAACACGACGCCGUCAGCGCCGCCUUCCAAGCGGGCGUGCUGAGCUCGUCGCCCGGCGUGGCGCAGGCCUACGCGGCGGCGGACAUGAACUCCAUGACCGGCUCGCCCGUGUCCUCCUACUCGUCGGACGAGGUGUCGUACGACCCCCUCAGCCCGGAGGAGCAGGAGCUCCUCGACUUCACCAACUGGUUCUGAACUCCUACUGCCGGGAGUAAGGAUGCAGUCCGGAGGAGGCUCGAGAAGCACCCAGCUCUGGAUUUUAAAACAAAACAAGGACCGCGAAAGACUCGGAAGGGGGUCUGGCGACCACACCCCAAAAACGAGCAGCACAUUAUUUCAUAUUCACAACAAAAAGCAAAAGAAACUAUGCUAAAUCCAAUCAGCCCGGAAAUGCUUCCAAGUUCGAGAAAAUUCUAUCAAAUGCUCUGUUCUGGUUUUUUGUUUUUUUUGCUUUUGUUUUUGCAAAUAUAGUAACUAUUUUUCUAUAUGUAAAGAGAUUCAUAGACCUUUUUUGUACACAUCUUUUUGUGUUUUUGUAUAUAUUUUGCUUACAUCAGUCUAUAUAUGUCACGUGUAUUAUUCCUUCAGCUUGUUCCCUGAACGCCACACCGACGUGUCUUAUUUAAAUAUGUCAACUUGUCCAUGAUCAAAACUUAUUAUGCAGCUAGUGUCCAAACAAGCCAGCGUCACGUUGGAAACUAUUGUUAAUAUAAUGAUCAUCCGAAUAAUAAUAAUAAUAAUAAUAAUAAUAAUAAUAAUAAUGUUGAUGAUGAUGAUGAACAUAUCUUCUAUAGUGCAACAAUAAAUGAUUUGCUACUGAA
Molecule: messenger RNA, 1573 nt
Organism: Phyllopteryx taeniolatus (common seadragon)
Lineage: Eukaryota; Metazoa; Chordata; Actinopteri; Syngnathiformes; Syngnathidae
Gene: ascl1a
Product: achaete-scute family bHLH transcription factor 1a
Exons: 2
Coding region: 408-947 (179 amino acids)
Biological process (GO): sensory organ development; positive regulation of transcription by RNA polymerase II; regulation of neurogenesis
Cellular component (GO): RNA polymerase II transcription regulator complex
Molecular function (GO): RNA polymerase II transcription regulatory region sequence-specific DNA binding; DNA-binding transcription factor activity, RNA polymerase II-specific; protein dimerization activity
Source: RefSeq, a predicted model, not a curated record